Molecule: messenger RNA, 1638 nt
Organism: Haemonchus placei
Lineage: Eukaryota; Metazoa; Nematoda; Chromadorea; Rhabditida; Trichostrongylidae
Source: the annotation of a GenBank genome assembly
AUGUGUAACAACGAUGACGCCGGAGUCUCAAAUCCGGAAAGUAAUCAUUUCGAAAGUCUGUAUAAAUUGAGAGGUUUAUCCAAUGAAGAGCUCCGAAAAAGACGUCGUAUAUUUGAAGUGCAAAUAAGAAAGAAGAAGCAGGAUGAUUUCCUGAAUAGCAGGAGAAGACUAGACAGCAAUGAAGUCGAGUUCACGCUUGCGGACGACUGUUGUAUCAUACCGAAAUCAGUGCUUGAUAUGAUUAAAAGUGGAAAUUUCCAAAAUGAAUCGGCAGGCUUGAAGUUCCUCCGUUCGAAAAUUUCUGAAAGCUCGGAGGACGUUAACUGCAUGUCGAGUCUGGGCGACAUUUCUUUGAUUUCUCAUUUAACACGCCUUCUUAUUCGUGGAGAUGAAGAGCUGGUGGAUGACGUUUCGUGGAUCCUUGUGAAUAUGUUCCGUCGACAUGAGAGACUGCCGUUUAUCGAUGAUGUCCGUGAAAAAGUCCUUCCCACUUUUUGCGACCUAAUACGGCGAACCACAUCUGCAAGCAAUGGGAUUCCAUUACAUAUGGAGAAUUCGGUGCUUUCGCAGCUUUUAUGGUCCAUUGCAAGCCUGGCGGAGGUAUCUGUUGCCAGUAGAAAUUUCGUCAUUGCUGGUGGCUUGGUGCAAGACAUUUUGCAUAUUGCUUCCAAAAACAAGAAACUAGUAAUCCUGAGGCAUUUAAUGUUUCUCGUAGCGGUUCUCUUCUCGGAUAUUCAGGAGUUCACGCCCGAUAUUGUUGAGUUGCUUCCACUUUUGCCGUUAGUCUGUCGCCAGCUGUCUUCGGAGGAUGUCACAAUCCAAUCAGAUGCGGUUCGCGCAUGCAUGUUUAUGUCGGAAAGCAUAGAUUUUUUCGGGCCGAUGGCAGAUGCCGGCAUCAUGAAAAGAUUGGCGCAGAUGACAUCCUGUCGUACAUCAUAUGUAAUUCUUGGUGUGCUCCGCACCAUCGCGAACAUAAUUCAAGAAACGUCAUCUUUCACUAAGGAAAUGGUAAAUGAAGGCCUCCUAAGCAAUAUCCUUCCUCUCAUGUCACGCAGUUCAACAAUGCGAGAAGCUUGCUUCGUGGUCAGUAACAUAGCAGCGGAAGGCGGAGACAUGUUACAAGCGGUCUUGGAUGCUGGCGUCCUCAAAGAGAUAUCUAAUUUGUUGGAAAUGGCUGACUACGAGACGCGUAAAGAGGCCUUCUACAUUAUGUAUCAUACGGCCACGUCGUCUCGAUCUUGCCAUCUAGCGGCACUCCUUGGAGCUGAAUUAUUGGCCCCAUUGUGUGACUUUCUCACUGUCUUGGAACAUUCUCUUGUGGCUGACGCAAUGGAAGCCCUCUCCUCGUUACUUGCUUAUGGCGAAGAGCUUGCCAUGGGGUUGGCAGACUUUUUGAAUCCCGUUGCUACUCGAAUGGAAGAGUUGGGAGCGAAGGAUAAGUUGGAAUUUCUAUGUGAUAGCCACUCCAUGAACAUACAUGUAGCAGCACACGAAAUAUUGGAGAGGUACUUUUAUUCAUACGAAGACAACGAGAUGACAACCCAAUUAGCUGUUUCUAUGCCUCCAUAUUCCGGUGUGCCAACACGAGAUUCCAUGGAUGAAACUAUUGAUAUGAUUGUAAAAAGUGUAUGCCUUUAA